UGAACAAACUAUAAAAAUCUUCCGAUGAGCUGUUCAGUAAAUGUUCUUUAUUAAUCUGAUUAUCAGUCAGUUUGACUUCAAAAUUGGUUCAUUUCCAAGAAAUAAGAUGUGCGAUGAAUUCUGCAAGAAGGGAGGAAGAUACUCUUAAAUCAUGAAAACCGUCAUUGCGCGCAACAGAGAGAGAGAGAGAGAGAGAGAGAGAGAGAGAAAUUUUCAGAGGCGGCUGAGAGCUUAAACCGCCCAGGAACAUUUAUCCAGCCAACUGUCUCAUCCGGGUCUUCUUCCUCCUCUGGGUUUAGAGUUGACUUUCUUCUGCGCUUCUUGGAGCGGCAGCAGCAACACAUGCCUGCCUGCGUAGCGGAGCCGCGGCUGUGAUUCAGAGCGCAGCUCCGUCUCCAUCACCGGCUCACCAGGAGGAUGUCCGCCCCGCCGCUCAACAAGUCCCCGCUGUUUUUCCCCCGUUAACCGUUGAUGGCGGCGGAAUGGAGAUAGCCUUGGUGAGUUUUGAGAACGGCGGCGCUAAGGGGAGCGGCGGCGGCGGAGGAGGCGGCGGCAAUGCCGAAGAGAGCUGCCGGAACGCACUGGAGGUCCCUCAGCCGGGGUUUGUUCAAAGUGGACUGGGAGAGGAGUUCGGUAAGGAGCUGAACACCCGGGGGAGUCCCCAGCAGCAGCAGCACCACCAGCAGCAGCAGCAGCGCAGCCCCUGGAAGAUCAACGACAUGAAUAACACUCUGAGCUGCAGCGAGAACGCCAUGGAUGCGCUUUUACGCGCGGACCACAGUCCCCACCUGUUCGACGAGGACAUGCUGGACAUGGACAUGGACACCGAGAGCAACGAGAGGGUCCUCAUCAACAUCGCCGGACUUCGGUAUGAAACCCAGCUGGGUACCCUCAACCAGUUCCCGGACACUUUACUGGGAGACCCGGCCAAGAGAAUCAAGUACUUCGACCCUCUCCGGAACGAGUACUUCUUCGACCGUAACAGACCCAGCUUCGACGGGAUCCUCUACUUCUACCAGUCCGGUGGGAAGAUCCGUAGACCCGUGAACGUCUCGAUCGAUGUGUUCGCGGAUGAGAUCCGGUUCUACCAGCUGGGAGAAGAGGCCAUGGAGCGGUUCCGAGAGGAUGAAGGGUUCAUCAAGGAGGAGGAGAAGCCGCUGCCGCAGAACGAGUUCCAAAAGCAGGUUUGGCUCAUCUUCGAGUACCCGGAGAGCUCCAGCCCGGCGCGGGGCAUCGCCAUCGUUUCCGUGAUCGUUAUCACCAUCUCCAUCAUCACCUUCUGCCUGGAGACGCUGCCGGAGUUCCGGGACGAGCGGGAGCUGGCGGUCAGCAGCCGGCUGGACAACAGCACCGUGCCUCGGCCAUCCGUCACCUUCACCGACCCCUUCUUCAUCAUCGAGACCACCUGCGUCAUCUGGUUCACCUUCGAGCUGAUCGUGCGCUUCUUCGCCUGCCCGAGCAAGUCCGAGUUCUCCAAGACCAUCAUGAACAUCAUCGACAUUAUGUCCAUCAUGCCUUACUUUAUCACGGUGGGCACGGAGCUGGCGGAGCAGCAGGGCCAGGAACACCAGAACGGCCAGCAGGCCAUGUCGCUGGCCAUCCUGAGGGUCAUCCGCCUGGUCCGGGUCUUCCGGAUCUUCAAGCUCUCGCGGCACUCCAAGGGGCUGCAGAUCCUGGGUCAAACCCUCAAGGCCAGCAUGCGGGAGCUGGGUCUGCUCAUCUUCUUCCUCUUCAUCGGGGUCAUCCUCUUCUCCAGCGCCGUGUACUUUGCGGAGGCCGACGAACCGGAGUCCCAUUUUUCCAGCAUCCCGGACGCCUUCUGGUGGGCAGUGGUCACCAUGACGACAGUGGGCAGCCUGAAGGACGACCACAGCGGGGGGGCGGAGAGCCCAGAGGUGAAGCGCAAAGGCAGCAGGACGUCGGUGAAGUCUCAGGAUGUGGAGAAGAACGAGUCCGACGGCGCUUCGGUGGAGAAGGCGAACAUUAAAGCCAACAGCAGCAUGGACUUCAAGAAAUCCCUUUACGCGUUUUGUCUUGACACGCGGGAGACGGACCUGUAGCCCCGCCGGGUCGGGCUCCUUCUGACCCAUGAACUCGGUUCUGAUUAAAACUUUCCUCCCACAUCCAUCAGUGCGUGCAUGCAGCAGAGAGGCCCUUUAAACCUGCAGGAAAACAUGAACUCUGCAGGCUGCAAGAUGAAUUAGUGGGAAAUGGGACAUCAGGCCUCAGAAGAGGAUAAUCAGGGACAAUCAGGACUCGGGAUAAUUACUGGACAUGGCGGUGGAUUAACCACACUCUCUGUACAUAAUGUAGGAAGAGAGAGGGGAAAAAUACUUUAUUACUUCCUACACUUAGUCAUGAUGUUUACAUCAAGCAGAUGUGUACAUAUUCCCCACAUCAAGCUGGAAAUUUUUGGAUUUGGUGUUAAUUUCUUCUCUUUUUUUGGAAGGAUAAAAGUCUAUUUUUGAGAUGCAGACACUCAGGUUUUAUGGAAGAGCUGAAAUAUUUUUUUUCUAACUGAGAGUGGACCUCAGCCUUGUCGUUUGUGUCCAAUUCGUUUAAAUUAAAGAACUUUUUAUUUGCGAGGGGGGAAAUAAUGGACAGAAAACAAAAAACAGGAACCAAGAAGAGACGACAGAGCAGAAAGGAUGUGGAGGAAUCAAUCCUGAAACCAGAGAGUCGAAGCCCUGCCCUCCGACCAUCAGGGGAGUCGAUCGGACCGCAGGAACAGAACCAUCUUCCAGUCAGCAUCAACAUUCCUGUUCUUGGAUCUCUGUGCCUUCAACCAAAACUCAUCCUGUGUUUUUGGGUUUUUACUCUCUUCCCUUGGAGCAGCUUUUGGAUGAUUUUAUUUUUCUUCCUGACGGAUGAAGGAGGGCCUGGGAAUCGAGCUGCUGUCUGUCUGUGGAAACGAAGAAAAAAAUCAAUCAAACACAUCCAGGAUUUUCAUCUUUGGAUCGUUUUAAUGUGUUUCUUUUUUCUACAAAUCGUGUCAGUGAUUUACUUCCUAUUGAAGGAAAUCCCUCGCUGUGCAAUAUAAGUCCAUAUUUCUGUGAAGUUGUCAUGUGGAUGUAGAAUUUGGACAAACAUUUUGGUUUAUUUUUGUAAUGAUGUUUUUCUGAUUUCUAUUUUUCUAAAACAAUGUGAGACAGAUGAAGGGGGAAAAAAUAAGAACAAUUUGAACGGAUGCUUGGAUAUUGUUUUUCCUCUGAUAUUCCCCCUUCCAAAGCCAUCAGAGACGAUGCAUUCAGGGUCACACAGUCUGGGACGGACACAGCAGCUCUUCUCAACUGGAGCUACUUUUAAAGUGAUGUCUUCUGUAAGUUCAGGCGCCUAAAUCUGAGGUGUUUAGUAUUCCCUACCGUUGUGUGGCCUGUUUUUCUUGCUGUCCUUUUGUACCUACAUAUCAAUCAGGAAAUGGGAAGUCAGAAAAAGGAACGAGUUCGUUCUCCAGAAAAGAUGGAAAACACUCUGAGUUCUCAAACAGAGUCUAAAGUAAAUGAUAAAAAGCUUGAAGCUGAGUUUAAACCGCAAUUAUUUUAAUAUUUCUAUUAGGUUUUUAACUCACUCACAAAUUAACAAAAAUAUUUAAAAACAUGUUAUCACUUUCCUGGAAUUUCCAUGUUGCUUUCAUAAAUACUUAAAGUAAUUUCCUGAAAGAGGGUACUUUACAAAAACUUGAAGGUUACAUUCAUUGAAAUUAUUAAAGACCUACAUUUCAGUUAUUAACAUGCUUUCUAGUAAUAUUCAAUUGCAUUUCAAAAUGUACUAUCCUAAAACUUGGGCGUUUCUGCCCUGAACUUGUAAGUUACUUUUCAGUAACAUGUCAUUUUCUUUAAGGUAACAUGUAAGUUACAAGAAAAUAUUAUGUAAGCAGCAGGUAAAAAACGAAUAAAUAGCCUCAUUAAGUACAUUUUGAGUUGUUGGAACAUGCACUUAAAGUUCUAUAAGGUUUAGAGAACGUAACAUGAAAUCCUGGUUCUUCCCUUUAAGAUACAGUAAAGUAAUCAACAUUCCCAUGAUAAAUAACCUAAAAAAUCCCAUUAAAGUGGCCUGAAAGUGCCAGGAAAGUAAUAAGUAAAUUCUUGAAAUCUGUAGAAAACACCAUUUAAGAUUCAAGGAAAUAAGCAGUGGUGGGCAUUUAGCUUAUUUCAAAUCGUUUAGCAAAUUUAAUUUCCUCUAAAUUCUGAAGAGCGAAUUUACUUGGUUGUUUUAGUGAACUUUGAGUUGAAUAAACUGAAUUGACAUGUCUUGAUGUUUUGGUUAUCGACUGUUAAGAAUUCUUCAAGUAGUUAGCAAUACUCAACAACUAUAAAAUUUAAAACAUUAGUGAAAUAUCUGCCUCAAAUAAUCUCUUCCAGAAGUAAAACCGAAUACGUAAGUGUGCAAAAACAAAUUUGUCCCAACAGAGGGUGACGUGUUAUGUUGUAACAUAUUAUGUCAACAUAUUAACAUGGUUGAAUUUAACGCUAGCAGCAUUAGCUUCUGCUAAAUACUAUUGACAGUGCUUCAACAUUAGCAGACCUAAUGUUUAUGAUUAGUGCUUUAGAUUUAGUGCCAUAUGGUUUUAUGAACAAAAGUUCUUGCACUGAAGUGAUUUUUUUUUCAUUUUCUGUUUCAAUAGUUAUGCUAGCAGUUUACAUUUUGAUCAGAUGCAGAUUAACAUGCAAAGACAGUGAAGGGGGGGCAUGUAAAACAUCUGUGCGAAUAGCCCUCCACUAUGUGGGUCAUGUUUCUGCUCAUAAUGGAACAAUACUCAAACUUUAUUCAGUUAAUCUGUAACACGUCUUCCACAGAAUGGAAAAAAGGAAGCUUUUUAAUCUAAUACAACAUGACAGAGAAAAUGAGGUUUGAUUGGCAGCUAACAUUAUUUUAAAAAUCAAAGCAAUUUCCAUUAAAAGGGCUCUGUUUGAGAAUUUCCUCCUGUUCUGUUGCUUAUCUUCUGUUUUCUGCACGUAUAAACUGAGUUCCUUGUCUCCUUGAUGCUGCUAUCCAUGUCCUGUGUAGAUCGAUGUUCAGCCUAAGUCCUGGCACAACAUCCUCUGUUAGUGCUCCUACGUUUUUACUGGAUCCAUUGAACUGAUCAUGAAAUCAAAUCAAUCGAUCCAUGGGAAUUCUGGUUCAGUUUGUGGCUCCAGUGAAGCAAAUUCAGAGAUGUAUAUUUAUUUUUUGAGUAUAUCUUUGAGUGCCAAAGAUAUCCCUUUGGCACCAAAGGGAUAUAUUUGGUGCCAAAGAUAUCCCUUUGGCACCAAGUGUACAUGGGCAUUAAAAUGUACAGUAAUUUGGUAAACUGCUGUAGGACCUUAAGAAUUAUAUGGAACAUCCAUAAACUCAGGGGCCAAUGUAAUAUUAUUCUCAGUCAGAGCAUAAGUUAGAAAAAAAGCCAAAUAUAUUCAAAACAUUCAACAUUUUAUGUGCUAUAAACAAACUUUCAUCAACAUGCAACUUUGAGGGGUUUUUAUUAUCUUGUUUUCUUGAAUAUGAAAAGAUAGUUUAAAAGCCACCAAUUGAGACUGAUGCUAAUGUGCAAAGGCAAAAACCUCCAAGGACUCGACAGAGGUCCUACAGAGAUAACUCAGAUUACAGAGAUUCAGAAACAGGACAAACCUGGUCCUCUAAAAGCUGGAUCCUUUGUAGGCCAGUCCUUCGUCAUGUGGAUAUAUACUGUACAUCAGCUGUGUGCAUAUUUCAUGUAGGAUACAUUCAAUCUAUCACCACCUAAAUCUGACUGUGACUGAAGUAUGACGUGCUCCACCAAACCGGUUCUUUCUUAGCACUGGUGGUUUUUAAGUUCCCACCUUGUCUGUCACUGUGGCAUUGGUUUAAUACCAAGACUGUUCACAAACAGAACACAAAAGAGUGGCAAUCAAAGUGAUGAAAAAUCAUGGACUGUUUCUCAAUAAUAAUGAGAUAUAUGGUGUUAAAAAACACAGUUAACUGAGUCACAAUUCAGGAACUUCAUCCUCCAAAACAUUGACCUUUCAAAGGAAUUGCCAUCAAAAAGAUUAUUCCUUUCAAAGCUUAGUCCUCUCAAUGAACAGGUCUAUUUUGUGACAGGUUCUCCGCAUCCAGGGUUUUAAGUCCAAGGUUUGGCAAAGAAACCUAGGAUUUCAAAGGUCAAAGCCCAAAAAAAGAUGUUACAUUUUAAACAUCUCUCCAUAAGCCUGGCCCUCUAAAGGUUUGAUCCCCCAAAGGGCUGGUCCAUUGUCACAUGACUUUAUCUUUGAGCUGUAUUGCCUUGACAUAGAGAACAUAAUUUAUUAUAUAUCACUGCCUAAUUCAUACUGAGACCUGUGUAUUUUAGGAAAUUGGGGGGUUUCCACAAACUGCUACAACUGCUUUCCGUUUCCACCAACUUUGGCUCUGAUUUUAUAAUGGCAUUAAAUAGACCAUUAAUAAACAGUGAAAGUCAGAGUGAUGGGAACUUAACAAGAUGUUUCUCAAAACCAAGGACAUCGGCUUUAAUGUUGAGACAUGAUGAUGAGCUGGACCUGAUUUCAAGAGGUUAAUUCUCAAAAUGGCAAAUUCUUCAAAGGUCUUGCCCAAAAGAUGAUGCCUGCAAAAGCUGAGUGCCCCUAAAGAUGAGUCAUGGCAUUUUCAUUGCAUGAUUAACUUUAAGAAAAUCCAGACUGCAUCAAGCAUCAAGGAGGGCCACCAAUCACAUCGAUGUGAUAGUAAUCUGUGUAAUCUAGUAAUAUGGCUUUCAACCAUCUGGAUUAUAUUUGUGUCUGUCCGUGUAUGUGUGUGGGUGGGUGAGUGUAUGUGUACAAAUAAUUUGUGUUGAGAUGGUGUAUGUGAAUGUGCCAUCUGAACUUAAACGAUCAGGCCAAGAAGGGCACAUUACUGUCCCCCCUGGUGAGAUAGCCCCUAAGAGGUCAAGAGGGAGGGAUGUCCACCAGUGUCCUGAGUGGGCCUUGUGGACCAUGGCUGGCCUGUCACAUUCUCUGGAGCCAUAGCCCACACAGCAGGAGCCCACCACUAUGGGUGUGACCCACACAAGCAAGCCUUCCCAGCCUCAAUGGUGCUGCCAAUGAUCUCAGGCCACCCUACAUCCCCAUCCAACACCAAAUCAGAACAUGCCUGUCACAUGGGCAGGUGCAGAAAAGGCUUUCUUAGGUGCAAUACAAUUGGGGUUGUGGCUGAGGUGUGUGACACUCCACUACUUGCUGACUUCAGAGACUCCCCAAUCGCAGAGCCCUAAUUGUUUGCAGUAUACUAAAACUGUAUUUUAGUAUACCGUUUUACUGUACAGGAUGGGGUCAAACAUUGUAGAGAGGGAAGCACUCUACCAAUGCUUGCAAGACCCAUCGUCCCAUUAAGAUCCUUCUGAAGUGUGGCAUUGAGAGAAGGUGCUGGUACGAGUCCCAUUGGGAGAUGGGUCCUUCAAAAGAUAUAUCCUCCUACUGACACCCCCUCCAUGAAAUGAGUUAUUAGAAGGACAAAAAGUUAAAACCCUGUCCUGUGAAUAACUGAUCCAACAAACAUUAAGCGCAGUGAGGGGUUGUGCCUCUGAAGACCUUCGAGAGCUAACAGCCAGUUGUAAGUUAAACUGGUGAUUUGCUUUUGGUGCAAAACCUCCUCAGUUGGCAAUGCUUUUAUUUCAUUGUUGAUCGAUUGAUCAUUGGCUCUGCAACACAUCCAGCAGUUUCAUGAAAUCCAGAGUCUAAAGAUAAAGCCUUCUUGUUUACAUGUAGAUGUCUUGUGUUGUAUUACAUUUAGAUAUAAAAUUAAAACUUUCCAACAAAAACGUUUUAGUUUAGGUGAUGUCCAUCAACAGUUGUUGGAGAAAUCUGCUUCACUGCACACAUUUUUCUGUCGUCAUACUAAAAUAAACCUUAAGAAAAACAGACAGCGGAAUCCACAAACUUGGCUGCUUCAAAAGAUAUAUUUUCAGUUUGUAGACUCAUCUGCUCAGUGUACAUUUCCUUCUGCAUGAAUUUAUGUGGAUCCUUCCUCAACGUUCAGAUCCACCUGAAGACAUUGUGCUCGGCCUUCAGUCGUUUUUCAUCUUCCUAGCGGAUCUCCAGGUACCUUCACUGACAACAUCCCUCCUGAAAACAAAGUUGCCAAACUUCUCUGAAGAAGCCAAACGUCUCUGUGUGUAUCAGUGGUUUUACGUGUUUCACAUCAUCCUGUUAAUGUUUCAUUGUGUUUUUAACUGCAACAAUCCUGUUUGUUACGUUGUUGGUCAUAUAUGCAGAAGAGUUAUCAAAUAAACUGAAAUAAACUCUUAAGACUCA
Messenger RNA from Gambusia affinis (western mosquitofish), 8240 nucleotides. RefSeq names its product potassium voltage-gated channel subfamily A member 5. Gene Ontology annotation, molecular function: protein binding; delayed rectifier potassium channel activity. The transcript has 2 exons. Gene Ontology annotation, biological process: protein homooligomerization; potassium ion transmembrane transport. The record is from RefSeq and is a predicted model, not a curated record. Lineage: Eukaryota; Metazoa; Chordata; Actinopteri; Cyprinodontiformes; Poeciliidae. Gene Ontology annotation, cellular component: voltage-gated potassium channel complex; membrane. The coding region runs from base 483 to 2060 and encodes 525 amino acids.